Molecule: messenger RNA, 1511 nt
Organism: Chaetomium fimeti
Lineage: Eukaryota; Fungi; Ascomycota; Sordariomycetes; Sordariales; Chaetomiaceae
Exons: 1
Coding region: 113-1321 (402 amino acids)
Source: RefSeq, a predicted model, not a curated record
CUGUCCCAGGUCUUUGCAUUCACAUGCUCAACGAACAUCACAACCCGAUCCCGACAGUUAUUGAACGACUUAUUAAGACACCACGUCGAAUUCUGACGAAAACACAAGCACCAUGGUGUCUGCAAUUGGUCCACAACUCCCACCACACCUGCAGAAGCGCAAGCGCACUCCCGAAGAUGAGACAGAGCUCGGUUCGCCUCCGCCCAAGACAACGCGCCGAGAGAAUGACGAUGAGAUCGCCUUGGGCGAUGAUUCCGACGACGGUUUUGGGCCAGCCGCUCCGGCUCCGAUGAGAAAGACUGCGAAAGAAAUGAUGCCACCAUCAAUCGGACCCUCACUACCUCCGGGGGUCGCAAGCAGCGCAGCUGCAUCGGCAAGCAAGAAACGAUCAAUUGGCCCUUCCCUCCCGCCGACAGCAGCGUCAGGCAACGGUGACGAAAUUCCUCUCGACUCUGACGACCACAUGACCGGCCCAGCCCUGCCUCCUAAACGCGUGCUCGGGCCAGCACCACCACCCGCACCCCUCUCCGAACGGCCCCCGACCGGUCCCGACACCAAUUCCUCGGAAGACGAUGACGACGACGACGACGACGGCUGGGGUCCCGCGCUCCCAGGCGCAUCCAGCAACACCAAAACCACCUCCUCAACAACCCUCGGACCCUCCCACCCCUCCGCCUCCCAGCCCGAGCCGGCGGCACCCAAGCGCGACGACUGGAUGCUCGCGCCGCCCAGCAGCAGCAGCGGCCCGCGCAAGCCGGACCCGACCAAGCUCAAGUCGCGCAAGUUCGCGAGCGGGCCGCGGGCGGCCGCGACCGACGGCAAGCCGGCCGGCGUCAGCUCCAUCUGGACCGAGACGCCCGAGGAGAAGGCCCGACGGCUGGCCAACUCCGUGCUCGGGCGCGAGGACGCGCACAACACGCCCGCGGAGAUCCGGUCGCGACCGGAGGCCGGCAGCGGUGGCAGCGGUGGUGGUGGGCGUGACGGCAGCGGCGGCGGCGGCAGCCGCGCGGACGAGGCGCGCAUCAAGUCCUACAUCGAGCAGACGCGGGGCAAGAGCCUGGUGGCGGAGCACCAGGCGGCGCGGGCGGCGGGCAAGGCAUCGUCCGCAACGCUGGUCAAGUCGGGGGAUCAUGCCAAGUGGGGGGCUAAGGGCGGUGGUGAGGGUGAGGGUGCGGACGACGACGAUGACCCGAGCAAGCGGGCGUUUAACUGGGAGAAGGACAUGAAAGUGGGCGGGCAGAUCAGCGGUUCGCAGCGGAAGGAGCUGUUGAAUAGGGCGGCGAAUUUUGGGGGGAGGUUUCAGAGCGGGAAGUAUUUGUGAGCCUGAGAGGAGGACGGUUGAUAGAGGGCAUCUGCGUGGGCGUUUAGGGGCAAUAUCAUGACGGAAAGGGGAUAAGAUAAUAACAAAUCCAAGAGAUGUUCACGCCUGGCCGAACUUGGCGCAUGGGAUAGAGUAGGCACUGAAUAGCAUAGGCACAGGAUAGAACAAGGCUCAGAAAGUGCAACGAUAU